AUGCCUCAGACAGGUCCUUCCAUGUCCCCAGCAUUGGGCAUCCGCCUUGAAGGGAAUCAACAUUCAUAUUCUCCAGGUGACACAGUCAUUGGCUGUGUUUACCGAAAAAGUCCAGUCGUGAGCCCAGACACAUCGGUCACCAUCUCCCUAUCCGGAAGAGCCAAGUCCAAGAUAGUGAUCCACCGCGCAGAAACAAACAACGCAGCUAAAUACCGAGGCCGUUUCAAUCUCAUCCCCGAGUCUGCUGGCUCCCAAAAAAUCUUCCAAGGUCCGCUGCAUAUUCAAAGCGGCGGCGAUGAGCAGACUUGGCCGUUUGCAAUAACGCUGCCAAAGCAUGUUGACCCGAAGUACCUACAAGGCGGGCGCCAAGAACACAGCUAUUUACCUCUCGGCGCAACAGAUCAUGUUCUCCCAUCGACCUUUACUCUUCGCGCGCUUGGAGAGACUGAGGGGUUUAUCGAGUAUUUUAUGAAAGCUACCAUGAGGGUCACCGGAAAGGGUCAUAUUGAUGUGACUGAAGCUGUCCUUCCGUUCAAUGUCAUCAAUCUCAGUCCUGACCCUCCCAUAGCGGACUUUGGUCUUAAAGGUUCACGGAGCCGUCAGACCAUGUCGAGCUAUCGCCUUGUCCCCGGUAUGGAAGCCGUUAAAUUAUCAUUUUCCCAAAAGAUAAAGCAGUCUUUUAGCACUUCAAGUGUACCAGAAUUCGUCUACAGUCUACUCGUUGACGUCCCAACUGUCAUCCAACUUGAAAACCCAAUUCCGAUCCCUUUCAAGUUACGUGUCGUUCCAGAUUUGAAAGCGACAAGCGAAAUCAUCAAAGAAAUCCCUCAAAAAGUCAAAUUAAUAUCUGUUUCUAUGCGAAUCGUCAGCAGCACUGAGGUCAUAUGUGAAGGAACUCUGUUUUCCCAGACAAAUGAAAAACGCGAGGAGAUUGACUUGUGUGUUGAGAGUGCCCUAAACAGGAUUCAGGGCGACAUCUAUAUACCCUGUACAGAUGAAGGGCCACCACUCGAUAUUGGAGCCAUGCUUGGUUUGCGUCUUGAACAGUUGCGACCUGGUUCUCCUCAACGACCGAGCAAUUUAGUGAAACUCAACCCUACCUUUGCCACAUACAACAUUCGGCUCUCGCACAGAUUGACAUGGAAGGUCAUAGGUACAAUAGCGGGAGAGCGCUUUAGUGCAUUAGGGGCAGUCCCGAUAAGGAUCUUGAUGCCAAGUGACGAGCGAGGUCGACCGGGUGAAAAAGACUCAGUUCAAAGGGACGGAACUGAGGCUGCAUUUCACGGUGAUUCAGGUCCCUCCCAAUUGCAGAGAAAUGAGUUUUGGAUCCAGCCCCCGGACGAUGACGCACCCCCAAGCUUUACUGAAGUAGUCGGGGAAGACCCAGAAGUACGUGUGGCAGAGAAGUCCGGGAAAUAG
This is a messenger RNA of Fusarium proliferatum ET1, 1419 nucleotides long. RefSeq lists its product as uncharacterized. The transcript has a single exon. Bases 1 to 1419 code for a protein of 472 amino acids. The record is from RefSeq and is a predicted model, not a curated record. Lineage: Eukaryota; Fungi; Ascomycota; Sordariomycetes; Hypocreales; Nectriaceae.